This is a messenger RNA of Effrenium voratum, 2911 nucleotides long. The record is from the annotation of a GenBank genome assembly. Lineage: Eukaryota; Dinophyceae; Suessiales; Symbiodiniaceae.
CGCUUGUUUUGGGUGUUGGUCGUUUCGGAAAGAAACGAGCGCCAUGGCCAAAGACCAAGUGGUGCUGGAGCUGUCCAGCGAAGAGGAGACCUCAGAACCUCAGCGAGCGAAGCGCCGGCGCGUGGCCCCGAAGGACGGCCCGCUGGCGCGGGCCUUGCGCGGGGCGCCGCUUCCGGGGCCCGGGCCGCCCCCAGGCUUCUCUGCGGAGCUGCCGGCCAAAGUGAAGGACGUGAUGGGCGCCAACGAGGCCUUCUGCGCAUCUCUGGAUGCAUCGGCAGACAGUUGGGUGCUGCUGCUUCGCAAGUGGCUGCCCAGCGGCGAGCUCUUCGAGCGGCUCUGGAAUCGGCACCCACCGGACUUGGGCAAGGGGAAGCUCUUCGGCAAGGAGGUGACCUUCCACAGGUAUCAGCAGUCCUUUGGUGCCGACUACGCCUUCUCGGGCCAAACGGCCCACGCGCACCCGCUCACCCGGCAAGAUGCGCCGGAGGUAUGGCACGUCCUGCAGCAGCUGCAGAAACUUCUCGCCCUUGCGCCGCCUUUGAAGGACCGCAACUAUGGGGCCUGCCUGGUGAAUUGGUACGACGGGGGCAAGCACUCCAUGGGCUUCCACUCGGACGACGAGCGGGGGCUGGUGGCUGCUGCGCCCAUCUUCGCCAUCUCCUGGGGCUGCACCAGGACGUUCCGCCUGGCUCCGAAGAAGGCGGGCGAUGGACACAAGGUGGAUGUGGAGGUGCAUGACGGUGACCUCAUUGUCAUGGGAGGGGCGUGCCAGCGCAGCCACAAGCACGCCAUCCCUGCGAGCGCCAAGACUCAUGGACGACGCAUCAGCUUGACCUUCCGGUGCUUUCAGAGCCAACAGCCGGGCGAAAGCAAGAAGCAAAAGCACCAGCGGGCGCUGCUGCAGUCUUGCUGCCCCAUAUCUGUGGACCAGCUCCAGGCGCGUGGAUUUUUUGGUCGCCACGACAGCACGUGGCUCUGGCGCCCGGCGCUUGCCGCCAUGUUUCUGCCCGCGCCGCGGACCUUUAGCCUCUCGGAGGAGACCAAGGCGAGCAUCAAGGCUCGGGGCACCUCCAAAGUGGCCAGCGCGGCCAAAGAGAAGCUGCUGCGGGCGGCCAGGAAGGCGCGGCAGCAGAUCCAGAGCCAAUGGCGGGACUUCCAGCCAGAAGACCCAAAGCUGGCGACCACCCGGCGCUAUGACGUGGAGACCGACGGAUGGGUGGAGGAGCAGGUGAUGAUCCAGCUGGAUUCCAAGGCCUUUGGCAAAGGAGCUGUGAGGGAGUGCUUCCGCAUGAAGGAGGUGCGCCUGGACACGCGGCUCUUCUCCGGCGAAGGCGGCUCGCCCCAUCCUCGCGCGAGGCUCAGCUUUGCUGCGGUGGCUGCGGGGCUCAUGGAGCUCCCUCGUAGCAGCCGGCGCACGCUCUGGGUGGCGAAGCGAUCCAUUGAGGACCAUCACCGCAAGAUCAUGCACAGGCGCGAGUGCGAGACGGACGUGAUCCACCAGACCUUUGCCAAGCACUACGCGGAGCUCUUUAACCAGGAGGUGCACCGGCAAGCCCUGGAGACGGGGCUGGGCCGCUGCGGUGCGCACGACAUCGACUUCCUGCUCACCCACGUGGUGGAACUGCCAGAGAGGGUGACCUUCUCAGCAGAGGCCUUCGUCUCAGGAGAGUAUCUGAAGCACAACACCAACGGGGGCUCCAUCAUUGGCGCGCGCACCACGCCGCAGGCAUUCAGCUACUUCACCUUUGUCAAGUCUGGGCGCCGUUUGAUGAUCGUAGACAUCCAGGGGGUGGUGGAUUUGUACACAGACCCCGUGAUCCACUUCCUUCCCAGCAAGGUUUCUGGCAAGCUCGCAGGCGCCGAUAUGGAGCUGAACUUCGGCAUCCGCGGCUUCGCGCUGUUUCUGUGGAGCCACCGCCGCAACGACGUGGACCAGUUGCUGAAGCUGCCUGUCUUCAGCCUCUCCCCGCACGAGGAGAAAUAUCUGGAGCCAACUUCCAGGACGGUGACUCAGCUGAUCGAGGCGACCAAGUCCCGCAAGAGCCAGCCUCCACCCCAGCAGGCAGAAGGCGGCGACUUGGUGCUGAACCUGCAUGAGAUUCCGGGGGUCGACUUGUCGGAUUGGUGCGAUUGGCAUGGGGCCUUCGCCCACCGCAGCGCCCGCGCGCGGAGCGGCAGCUUUGACCGAGAGGACCUGGUGGAGGCAGAGUGCCACAUGGAGAUCGCGGCUAUGUACCACGAGGGUCGCAUCACUUUGCGUGAAGAGGAUCGUGGCGAGCCGCGGCGCCCGGAGGUGGAGUCUGCGGUGUUUCACGUGGUGGAGGCUGCGCGUCAGGACUUGCCUGAGGCGCUGAUGGCGCUGGCGCGGCUGGCCUCGCAAGAGGAACACCCGGGCUUCCUGCCCCAGGUGCUGGGCGCUUCGGAGACGAACGCCGACGACUCGAAGGGGCGCAGUCUGGUGCUGGCGCUGCUGGGCCGCGCGGCCACGCUGGGGGCCAAGCACGCCAUGGCGGCGCUGGCCGCUGAGGUGUUGCGAGGCGACGCCUCUCAGGAUGAGUUGCAGUUGGCCGCGGACCACUUGGAGGAGUUUGCCAUGGAAACCCUCGAGGAGCUCCGCGCAAAGGAAGCCAAGGCUGCAGAGCAAGAGGAGUCGGAAGAAGAGGAAGAGGACGACGAAGAGGAGGUGGACCAAGAGCACAACUCUUUGCACCGGAGGAGCUUCGGCUGGGAGGUCCACGGCUUCGAUGCCUGGCAGGCCCUGCGCCGGGUGGCGGAGCUCUACGAGGGGCCGCUGAAAGAGGCUCCAGAUGCCUCGAAGCGUGCUGCGGAGCUCCGCCAGCUGAGCCAAGAUGGCGCAAAGCCUGCGGAAGAAAAGAGGAGCUGAGCCCGUGAUCCAACUCAAUCGCCUUUC